This is a messenger RNA of Priapulus caudatus, 1864 nucleotides long. Its product is annotated as guanine nucleotide-binding protein subunit alpha-like. The record is from RefSeq and is a predicted model, not a curated record. NCBI's taxonomy places the organism in Eukaryota, Metazoa, Priapulida, Priapulimorpha, Priapulimorphida, Priapulidae. Gene Ontology annotation, molecular function: GTPase activity; G protein-coupled receptor binding; guanyl nucleotide binding. Gene Ontology annotation, cellular component: heterotrimeric G-protein complex. Gene Ontology annotation, biological process: adenylate cyclase-modulating G protein-coupled receptor signaling pathway.
CACACGUCUGCUCCGAGAAGAAGACAACGACGUUGUUCUGCACGCGUACGCGCACGUAAUUCGCGUGCGAAUUCUGUGAUCGUAUGAGACGGAGGAAGUUCCGGUCGACGUGACAAAUGGGAUGCCUGGGAAGUAUGUGCGGUGCGACCGUGUCGGAGAAUGAUGUCACCGGAUUGAAAGAAUCUGAUGCCUAUUAUAAGGAAUAUAAUAAGGCAAUCAAGUUGAUAUUACUCGGAUCAGGAGAGUCAGGGAAAAGCACAAUUACAAAGCAAAUGAAGAUCAUCUUCAUCAAUGGAUUCGACGAUGAGGAAAGAAAAGCAAAAAUCAGGGACAUCAGGAAUAACAUAUUAGAGUCACUCUUCCUUGACAGGAUAGAGACGGUGCGACAGGAAGACUACAUUCCUUCCGACCAGGAUAUUCUUCAAUGCCGUGUCCGCACUACCGACAUCUCCAAGAUCGAGUUCAUAGUUUCCGUUCCGAGAUCUAUGGGCGGAGGCAAGGCAGCCUUCUGGAUGUAUGGACGUCGGGCGGGCAGCGCGCGAGAGCACGCGCAAGUGGAUCUACAUGUUGAAGGGGUACACGCCGUCAUCUUUGUCGUCGACGCUAGCAGCUUCGACCUAUGUCAGAGAGACCCGACGAGAAACCGACUGAGAGAGGCCCGUUGAAAUUGUUCGGGCCAGGUUUGCGGCAUGACAAGGUAUCUUCUUGCCGUAGAUAUCAUCAUCUUCUUUAACAAGCAAGACGUGCUACGACAGAAAAUCGGAAAGGGAGUGCGAAUAGAGGACUACUUCCCAGAAUACACUGCGUUCUGCAGGGACAGAGGAAAUGAAGAUCCAGUGAACAACGCCAGCGAGUUCAUUACGCAAUUGUUUUUUGAGAUCGUCAAGCGACCGAAGCGAAUGUCGGUGGACAUUGACAGCCGUAAACAGAGUCUGUUCACGGACCGGAUCGUGUUCCGUCACUACACGACAGCAGUUGACACCGACAACAUCAAGCGCGUCUUCAAAGACUGUCACACGAGCAUCAUCAACAAACAUCUGUCGGCCGUCGCGCCUCAGAUCUAAGGACGGAAACGCGUGGCGGGCGGCAGACUAAGAUCUAGGAUCCGACGAAUCCAGGAUUAACUCGCCCCCGAAAGUCACAACUAACCCAUCUGUCGGAAUAACCAGCUCGAAUAUCAUUGCUAGGUUGAUCAUGCAGACAUGCUAGCAACCUCUCGCUCGUGUUUUCCUCGCGUCCAUGCCAAAACAACAACUUUGCGCCACUUCGUUGCCAAGCCAUUGUUUUUAGGACGCCGUAUCGGAUUGCUGAUUGGCUAAAUCGCCUGUCAAUCAUGUAAAUCUGUUCGGUCUGUCGUACUAGGCUGAUAAGAUAGGUGAACGUUUUCAACGAUUUGAUGAAUGAUAGGCCAGUAGGAUAACCAAAACUGACGGCUACUCGAAUGGAAAAAGUACUAGCUAGCAUAGACAGAACGCUUAACUUAGCUGAAAAUCAAUGAGAGCUACAAUGUUGCUUUGUAACCGUCUAAUCGUAUACGCUCUCUGUGUGUGUAGCCUGUGUAAUUCGUCUGCAGUGACUACGUCAUCAGGUUAGACAGCACAAGUAGGCUCAAGAGGGAACGAUCAGUAACGACGAGUGUUAAAAUCUCUAAAGUCGUGUCUUUAGUUCCCAUUGAUAGCGCGCGGUCAUGUUAUAGUGCCAUCAUCGAAUGCCAAAAUCACGUCAAGGUAGCAUCAUGGCAUUGUAACAUUCUGUCACGGUGGUGUGAUGUAACAGUAAAAUCAUGUAACGCUAAUAUCAUGUAAUAGUAAUAUCACGGCAUGUUAUCAUCACGUAGCAGUAACGUUAUUUCCUGGCAGCAUCA